Gorilla gorilla gorilla (western lowland gorilla) is the source of this 2451-nucleotide messenger RNA. RefSeq names its product copine 2 (gene CPNE2). The coding region runs from base 168 to 2147 and encodes 659 amino acids. NCBI's taxonomy places the organism in Eukaryota, Metazoa, Chordata, Mammalia, Primates, Hominidae. Gene Ontology annotation, biological process: cellular response to calcium ion. Gene Ontology annotation, molecular function: calcium-dependent phospholipid binding. Gene Ontology annotation, cellular component: plasma membrane. The record is from RefSeq and is a predicted model, not a curated record. The transcript is spliced from 15 exons.
GGCAGCGCCCUGAGCCUGUCCCGCGCCCGCGGGCCCGGCCGAGCAGGAGCAGCUCCCAGGGAUGCCCGGGCGGCUCGGAGCGCGGGCAGCGACAGCCGUGCGGUGAGGGCGGUGGCGCCCGCGGGACCUGCGACUGCCAGGAACUCCUGCCACCGCCACCGGCUCCCAUGGCCCACAUACCCAGUGGGGGUGCCCCAGCAGCGGGGGCAGCCCCCAUGGGCCCCCAGUAUUGCGUGUGCAAGGUGGAGCUGUCAGUGAGUGGCCAGAACCUACUGGACCGGGAUGUUACCUCCAAGUCUGACCCCUUCUGUGUCCUCUUUACAGAGAACAAUGGCAGAUGGAUCGAGUACGACAGGACAGAAACCGCGAUCAACAACCUCAACCCCGCCUUCUCCAAGAAGUUCGUGCUUGACUACCACUUCGAGGAGGUACAGAAGCUCAAGUUCGCACUCUUUGACCAGGACAAGUCCAGUAUGCGGCUGGAUGAGCAUGACUUCCUGGGCCAGUUCUCCUGCAGCCUGGGCACGAUCGUCUCCAGCAAGAAGAUCACUAGGCCUCUGCUGCUGCUGAAUGACAAGCCUGCGGGGAAGGGCUUGAUUACGAUCGCUGCCCAGGAGCUGUCCGACAACCGCGUCAUCACACUAAGCCUGGCGGGCAGGAGGCUGGACAAGAAGGACCUCUUUGGGAAGUCAGACCCCUUUCUGGAGUUUUAUAAGCCAGGAGACGAUGGCAAGUGGAUGCUGGUCCACAGGACUGAGGUGAUCAAGUACACACUGGACCCUGUGUGGAAGCCAUUCACAGUGCCCUUGGUGUCCCUGUGUGAUGGGGACAUGGAGAAGCCCAUCCAGGUCAUGUGCUACGACUAUGACAAUGACGGGGGCCAUGACUUCAUCGGCGAGUUCCAAACCUCAGUGUCACAGAUGUGUGAGGCUCGAGACAGCGUCCCGCUGGAGUUCGAGUGCAUCAACCCCAAGAAGCAGAGGAAGAAGAAGAACUAUAAAAACUCGGGCAUCAUCAUCCUGCGAUCCUGCAAGAUAAACCGAGACUACUCCUUCCUUGACUACAUCCUGGGAGGCUGCCAGCUCAUGUUCACCGUUGGAAUAGACUUUACAGCCUCCAACGGGAAUCCCCUCGACCCUUCCUCUUUGCACUAUAUCAACCCUAUGGGCACCAACGAAUAUCUGUCGGCCAUCUGGGCUGUUGGGCAGAUCAUUCAGGACUACGACAGGUCUCCCAUGAGUUUGCCAUCAACUUCAACCCCACCAACCCCUUCUGCUCAGGUGUGGAUGGUAUUGCCCAGGCGUACUCAGCUUGCCUGCCCCACAUCCGCUUCUACGGUCCUACCAAUUUCUCCCCCAUCGUCAACCACGUGGCCCGGUUUGCGGCCCAGGCCACACAGCAGCGGACGGCCACGCAGUACUUCAUCCUCCUCAUCAUCACGGACGGGGUCAUCAGUGACAUGGAGGAGACACGGCAUGCCGUGGUGCAGGCUUCCAAGCUGCCCAUGUCCAUCAUCAUCGUGGGCGUGGGCAAUGCGGACUUCGCUGCCAUGGAGUUCCUGGAUGGGGACAGCCGCACGCUGCGCUCCCACACAGGGGAGGAGGCAGCCCGCGAUAUUGUGCAGUUCGUUCCCUUUCGAGAGUUCCGCAACGCAGCAAAGGAGACCUUGGCCAAAGCUGUGCUGGCGGAGCUGCCCCAACAAGUUGUGCAGUAUUUCAAGCAUAAAAACCUACCCCCUACCAACUCGGAGCCCGCCUGAGCUCCAGUGCCCAGCAGCAGCAUGUCAGCUGAGCCUCCUGCCCUCCCCCAGGAACAUGCACGCUCACCCUGCUUCCUUGUGGGUGGCCUUUUUUUACCGAUCCACGUUUUUAUUUUUUACAACCGGACCUCCACCCCCAACUUCCUCCAGCCCAGCUGGGCUUCUUUUGUUGGAGUCAACUGUUGAUGCUUCCAGGCCAAACUGGCUUCCUCUCCUCCUCUCCCCACCUUUGCCAUUCUUAAGUAUUGAAUGUACUUUGUAUAAUUUUAGUGGAAUUGUUAUUGAGAAUAAAAUUUUUACAAUCAUGACUGGCUUUUUCCAAGUAACUAGCUGCAGACUGAUGAAAGAAACGUGUCCUUGGUGCAUACGUGUCAUAGCCUGCACCUAAUUAAUUCCUGCUGUUUUUUUAAUACUGUGACUGUGUUCUAUUUGUUAUAUACUCAGGGUAACAAAUGAGUUUCAGACGUCCCUGCGUCAGCUCCUUCCUCAGCAGGGACCUGACGGGCUCACUGAUCUGAGAAAGCAAAUGGAAAAUGAAAAUCCACCCCACAAGUCUAAUAAGUUGGUGUAGUCACUUCUGCAUGGGGACAUGCAUUCCAGAUGAUAACCUGUUAAAUCACUGCCAGUUAACAGUGAUAACCUGUUAAACUGGUACAGAACCUGGCACAUUGUACAAACUCAAUAAAUAUUCG